CCCUCCUUCUCCGGUGAACAGUCCACUGGAUAGGGUUGGGUUUGCAAGGUGUGCCAAAUGGCGGCAAAAAAAGGACACGUUCUUGAUCCUUAAAUUAACAGCCAUGGUGUCGGGGCGGACCGGAGACUGGGCUGCGCAACUACCAAAGCUCCAAAAACAAAUACUCCCCUGUCUCCUCCUCCUUGAUUAUGUGAGUAAUACAAAUUUGGCGAUUUGCAGGAGCGAUUCAUCACUUGUCGCUCCGCUAGCUAGCUGCCCUGUCUCCUCCUCCCGCGAGAAGCCAAGAAGCAGAGGAGCGCCGGCCGUCGGGCAGCGGCAGCGGCUGCAGCUUCAUCCAUGGCUACGGGGGAGGGGGCGGACGGGACUGGCAGGAGAGGGGUCCCUUCCCUGCUUGCCGACGGCGGGACCGGGCAGGAGGAGCACAUCGCCUCCGACGUCACCCAGCUGAUAGGAUGGACGCCACUGAUCGAGCUGAAGCGGAUCGCCGGGAAGGAGGGGGUGGGUGCCCGCAUCGUCGGCAAGAUCGAGGCCUAUCAGCCCCUCUGCUCCGUCAAGGACCGCAGCGCUCUCAGGAUGAUCGAGGAUGCUGAAGAGAAAGGGCUGAUUUCACCCGGUGUCACGACUCUAGUCGAGCCGACCAGCGGUAAUUUGGGCCUGGGAUUGGUUCUGAUUGCUCUUAGCAAAGGCUACAGGUUCGUCGCGGUGAUGCCGGGCCAAUACUCGCUUGAUAAGCAGAUCUUGUUGAGAUACAUGGGUGCUGAGUUGUUCAUAACUGAUCCAACACUUGGGUUUCCUGGAAUAACCGACAAGGUCGAACAGCUCAAGAAAGAAUUACCAAACGUACACGUUCUUGAUCAGUUCUCAAAUCCAGCAAAUCCUGAUGCACACAUCAGAUGGACUGGACCCGAGAUUUGGAAGGAUACUGCUGGCAAGGUGGACAUAUUUGUUGCCGGUUCAGGCUCAGGAGGCACGGUAUCUGGUGUCGGAAAGUAUCUGAAGAUGCAAAACCCAAAUGUGAAGAUCAUUUGUGUGGAACCUGCAGAGAGUCCUGUUAUUUCAGGUGGAGAACCAGGAAAACAUAAAAUCCAGGGAAUAGGACCAGGAUUCUUACCUGAGAUCUUGGACACCUCGGUCAUCGAUGAGACGGUCACUGUGACCACCGAGGAUGCAAUGACGAAUGCGAGGAGGUUGGCAAUGGAAGAAGGCCUGCUUGUGGGCAUAUCUUCUGGGGCGAACUUGGCAGCUUGCUUGAAGGUCGCAGCAAGAGAAGAGAACAAGGGGAAGAUGAUUGUGACCAUGUUCCCGAGCGGGGGCGAGAGAUACAUGAACUCUGACCUCUUUGCAACUGUAAGAGAGGAGUGUAUUGCCAUGACCUUUUGAUCUCACAUUUUAUGAAUACAAAAGAGUUGUAUGUGAAGGGUAUAUGUCGUCGGUUACCUUAAUGUGUUCCACUGGACGACAUUCCUAUGGAGUUUAACUAUAAGGGAUCAUGAAUUGUUAUUAGUCAUUGAA
Messenger RNA from Aegilops tauschii subsp. strangulata, 1512 nucleotides. RefSeq names its product cysteine synthase. The record is from RefSeq and is a predicted model, not a curated record. Gene Ontology annotation, molecular function: cysteine synthase activity. NCBI's taxonomy places the organism in Eukaryota, Viridiplantae, Streptophyta, Magnoliopsida, Poales, Poaceae.